AUUUGAAGUUCCUCAACCUCAGAAUUUCGCAACCUUUCAGCAUCCACCCAACUCCAACGCCUCUUCCUCCGGGUUGUCCGUGUUCCCGUCGCGAAUUGCAGCCACGAAGCCUGCGUUCAUCCCCCUCAAACUUCCGGAUAGUGAGGAGGUUUCUGCCUGUCGCGUAGUUACACUUGUACGCACGAGCGCGUCCGAGUCGCGUACUUUAGCUCGACGCUCGACCGAGGGCCCAAGCCGCCACCAUGGCUCCCCGUGCGAAGCAGAGCGGCAACGACACCGAUGUGUCAAUGCCCGACGCACCGGAACAGAGCAAACCAGUACAAACGGCCGACGACAUGGAGGUCGAUGAAACCCCCGACUACACCGACUCCGACACGAAUCCAAACACUACUGCCAGCAGCGUAGCUGGUGACCCCGUAGUCGACGGCCGCAAGAAGCGAUCAGAAGUCAACCAGUUACGUAGGAGUAUCUUCGGCAAAAAGCACGACCGGCUGGGCGAGUCGAAGGAAGAUGAUACACUCCGUCGGUUCCGGUACCUCCUGGGUCUCACUGACCUCUUUCGCCACUUCAUCGAGACAAACCCGAAUCCCAAGAUCCGCGAAAUCAUGAAGGAGAUUGAUCGACAGAAUGAGGAAGAAGCCAGGCAGAGGAAGCGCGGCGGUCGCCAGGGUGGCGCUACUAGCGAGAGACGUCGCCGAACCGAGGCUGAGGAAGAUGCCGAGCUGCUCAAGGAUGAAAAGGAUGGAGGUUCUGCCGAGACCGUCUUCCGGGAGUCUCCUCCCUUCAUCCAAGGCACCAUGAGGGACUACCAGAUCGCCGGUCUGAACUGGCUGAUCUCUCUUCACGAGAACGGCAUCUCAGGCAUCCUUGCCGACGAAAUGGGCUUGGGCAAGACCCUGCAGACCAUCGCCUUCCUCGGUUAUUUGCGCCACAUCAUGGGCAUCACGGGUCCUCACCUCGUCACUGUUCCUAAGUCUACCCUGGACAACUGGAAGCGAGAAUUCGAAAAGUGGACGCCGGAAGUCAACGUUCUCGUUCUACAGGGCGCUAAAGAGGAGCGCCACCAGCUCAUCAAUGAUCGGCUGGUAGACGAGAACUUUGAUGUCUGCAUCACCAGCUACGAGAUGAUUCUCCGCGAGAAGGCUCACCUCAAGAAGUUCGCCUGGGAGUAUAUCAUUAUCGACGAAGCGCACCGUAUCAAGAACGAGGAGUCAUCACUGGCUCAAGUCAUCCGCAUGUUUAACUCUAGAAAUCGCCUCCUCAUCACCGGCACCCCUCUCCAGAACAACCUGCACGAACUCUGGGCCCUCCUCAAUUUUCUGCUCCCUGAUGUGUUUGGCGACUCGGAGGCCUUCGACCAAUGGUUCUCGGGCCAGGAUCGGGAUCAGGACACGGUUGUUCAGCAGCUGCAUCGCGUGCUGCGUCCUUUCCUGCUUCGCCGCGUCAAGAGCGACGUUGAGAAGAGCCUCCUUCCUAAAAAGGAGAUCAACGUCUACAUUGGCAUGUCGGAGAUGCAGGUCAAGUGGUACCAAAAGAUCCUCGAGAAAGACAUCGACGCGGUCAACGGAGCAGGCGGAAAGCGUGAGUCUAAAACGAGAUUGCUCAACAUUGUCAUGCAGCUUCGGAAAUGCUGCAAUCACCCAUACCUUUUUGAGGGUGCCGAGCCUGGCCCGCCUUACACCACUGACGAGCAUCUCAUCUACAAUGCUGGGAAGAUGGUUGUCCUCGACAAGCUGUUGAAGAGGAUUCAGAAGCAGGGCAGCCGCGUCCUCAUCUUCUCCCAGAUGAGUCGUCUGUUGGAUAUUCUGGAGGACUAUUGCGUGUUUCGAGGAUACAAGUACUGCCGCAUUGACGGCAGCACGGCGCACGAAGAUCGUAUUGCCGCAAUCGAUGAAUACAACAAGCCGGGAUCCGACAAGUUCAUAUUUUUGCUGACAACCAGAGCUGGUGGCCUGGGCAUCAAUCUCACCACGGCCGACAUCGUGAUACUAUACGACAGCGACUGGAACCCGCAGGCCGAUCUGCAGGCAAUGGACCGGGCUCACCGUAUCGGUCAGACUAAGCAAGUUGUUGUCUACCGCUUUGUCACGGACAAUGCUAUCGAGGAGAAAGUUUUGGAGCGCGCCGCACAAAAGUUGCGCCUCGAUCAGCUGGUCAUCCAGCAAGGCCGCGCUCAAGUUGCUGCCAAGGCUGCGGCCAACAAAGACGAGCUGCUUUCCAUGAUCCAACACGGAGCCGAGAAGGUGUUCCAGACAAAGGGUGCGUUUGGAACAAUGGCGGAGAAAGGAAGCCAGCUGGAUGACGACGAUAUCGACGCGAUCCUGCAGGCCGGCGAGACCCGAACCAAGGAGCUAAACGCUCGAUACGAGAAGCUCGGUAUCGACGACCUCCAGAAGUUCACAUCGGAGUCGGCCUACGAAUGGAAUGGCGAGGACUUUGCCGCGCGUAAGAAGGAUAUCGGAAUCAAUUGGAUUAAUCCGGCAAAGCGUGAGCGCAAAGAACAGAUUUACUCGAUUGACAAGUACUACAAGCAGACAUUCAACGCUGGAGGAAGGGCUGCCGAGGCGAAGCCGAAAGCGCCCCGUGCCCCAAAGCAGGUGCCCGUUCACGACUACCAAUUCUAUCCCCCGAGGCUCCGCGAACUCCAGGACAGGGAGACGGCAUACUACCGCAAGGAGAUCGGGUACAAGGUUCCUCUCCCAGAAGGCGACGAUGAAAACCUGUCGGAGCGCGAGGCCGAGAGAGCUCUUGAACAACAGGAGAUUGACAACGCCACGCCGCUCACUGAGGAGGAGCAAGAGGAGAAACAAGCGCUCGCCCAACAAGGGUUUGGUGAUUGGAACAGGCGCGAUUUUCAACAGUUUAUCAACGGCUCCGGGAAAUAUGGACGCUACGACUACGAGGGGAUCGCGCAGGAGGUUGACAGCAAAACACCUCAAGAAGUCAAGGCAUAUGCCAAGGUCUUCUGGCAGCGUUACACCGAGAUCGCCGAUUAUCACAAGUAUAUCAAGAUCAUUGAGGAUGGCGAGGAGCGGAUGCGCAAGAUCGAGCAUCAGCGCAAAAUGCUGCGCAAGAAGAUGAACCAGUACCGCGUGCCGCUACAGCAGCUCAAAAUCAACUACUCGGUCUCAACCACCAACAAAAAGGUGUACACGGAAGAGGAGGACCGAUUCCUGCUCGUGCUUUUGGACAAGUACGGCGUGGACUCGGAGGGCAUCUAUGAGCGGAUCAGGGACGAGAUCCGGGAGAGCCCACUCUUUCGGUUCGACUGGUUUUUCCUGAGCCGGACGCCAACCGAGCUCGCGCGUCGUUGCAAUACGCUCCUUACUACGGUUGUGAAGGAGUUCGAGGAUGUCAACACGACCAAGUCGAACGGCGCGAACGGGAAGUUCAAGCGGGAGCCAGACGAUGAUGAGAAUGACGAGGAUAGCAUCCUGGGCUUGGCGCCUGCCAAGAAGAAGACGAAGGCAAACGGUGUCAAGAAUAAGGCUCUUGACAAUGUGAAGUCGGCAAAGGGCAGCAAAGCUAACUCGACGUCUCCCUCGCGGGCGUCGAGUGUUGGGUCUACAAAUUCUACUCCCGCUGGCGCAAAGGCCAAGUCUAAGGGCAAGAAAAAGUAACUCGAAGAGAAACUGGAGGU
Molecule: messenger RNA, 3640 nt
Organism: Thermothelomyces thermophilus ATCC 42464
Lineage: Eukaryota; Fungi; Ascomycota; Sordariomycetes; Sordariales; Chaetomiaceae
Product: chromatin-remodeling complex ATPase-like protein
Exons: 4
Coding region: 243-3620 (1125 amino acids)
Biological process (GO): nucleosome organization; regulation of transcription by RNA polymerase II
Cellular component (GO): nucleus; chromatin
Molecular function (GO): ATP binding; DNA binding; histone binding
Source: RefSeq, a predicted model, not a curated record